UCCUUUUUUUCACAGUAUUUGCCCUAUGUAAGAGUAGAAUUUUCUUUUUCUAUUCCCCUAAAGAUUUUUUUACCUUGUUUUUGUUUAACGGUCGUCUUAUUGUUUUGGAGAUUAUAAAAAUGCCUGCUUUAGGGGAACCGCAGUCGCAAAAUCUUGUACAGUGGCUCGUGCGCACAGCUGUUUUCGUUGUGUUCUUUGCUGGCCAGUCAGCUGCGCUCAACUUUUCUCAAUUUCUUAGUCUUUUGCUUUGGCCAUUCUCGCAUUCCUAUUAUCAAAGCUAUAUUAAACAUACCCAAAGAUGUUUUGGUAUUUUAUUGGUUGCCAUCAAUCAGUUCUUUGCUCCUAGCAACUUUGUUAUCACAGUAGAUAAAUCUGCCAAAGGUGUUUUAAAGCAAAGUUGGAACGGAGCUAAAGUAGAACUGGAUAUGCCCGAAAGACUUAUAUUAAUAGCAAAUCAUCAAAUAUACGCUGAUUGGUUAUACGUGUGGUGCUUUACGUAUUUAGCUAAUGCUCAUGGUGCAAUUAAGAUUAUAUUAAAAGAUUCCCUAAAAUGGUUACCGAUAUUUGGAUGGGGUAUGCAAUUUUUCCAAUACAUUUUUUUGAAACGAAAUUGGGCAACUGAUAAAGGCCCGUUUUCAAAGACAUUAUCGACUCUAGCUACUUCCAAAGAACCUUUAUGGUUGCUUAUAUUUCCAGAGGGAACAGUAGUAUCUGAUGUGACGCGUAUAACGUCAAAAAAAUAUGCAGAUAAAGUUGGAUUGGUGGAUCAUGAACAUGUAUUAUUGCCACGAUCAACAGGAUUGCAUUUUUGUGCUGGAUCAUUACAUAAAUCCGUUGAUUAUGUAUAUGAUUUAACUAUAGGGAUAGAAGGAGUGAGGAGAGGACAAUUUCCAGAAGAAAUAUAUACAUUAAGAAAAAUUUAUUUUGAAGGACAAUAUCCACGUAAUAUACAUUUACAUAUUCGAAAAUAUGCAAUUUCAGAAAUGCCCGAAGAUGAGGAUAAAUUUACAGAAUGGCUAAGACAAAGAUGGAUAGAGAAGGAUGCGUUGAUGGAAGAAUUUUACACAAAAGGACGAUUUACAGGAUAUGAAUCGCCAAGAACUGUACCAAUGAAAUUAAAUAGCGUAUUUGAAUUGACUCAAAUUUGGUAUUUUAUUGUACCAUUAGUUCCUAUAAUGUGGUAUUUCUCUAAUUAUUUACUUAAUCGUAAGUUUACGUCAUCAUUUAUUUAAUGAUAUUAAUUUAAAUCUUAUUACUGAAUCCUGAAUCCUGAGUUCUUUUUUUUUUUUUUUUAUUGGUUGUAUGAGAUUCGAGUAUUGACAAUAUUAAAGACGGCAGGGAGAUUUUUUUUUGCGAAUAACCUUUUUCUUGAUUUGGUUUUUUUUUAUUAUAAAUAAUAGCAUAAUAAUUAUUUUGUUUUAUUCGUGUUUAUUGUUCAUUGAUAAUUUUAUUUGCUUUAUUACAUUUCUAUAUGAGUUAUGUAUUUUAUUUUGUAAAUAAUGAUAUUUCUUUUAAUGAUUAAACAUUUUCAAUGCGGUGUAACCUAUAUAUUGAUAA
Messenger RNA from Rhizophagus irregularis DAOM 181602=DAOM 197198, 1557 nucleotides. Lineage: Eukaryota; Fungi; Glomeromycota; Glomeromycetes; Glomerales; Glomeraceae. The record is from RefSeq and is a predicted model, not a curated record.